Molecule: messenger RNA, 2021 nt
Organism: Medioppia subpectinata
Lineage: Eukaryota; Metazoa; Arthropoda; Arachnida; Sarcoptiformes; Oppiidae
Source: the annotation of a GenBank genome assembly
AUGAUACACCACCUCCUAAGCCAAGGCGCCGAAAAAAUAAUGCAACAAAUGAUAUGGUUGUGGAUCAGUCGAGCGAUAAUACAAUUGUACAUGAUGAUAUUGAGGAAAUUGGGAAAACAUUUGCUAAAACAACCCUGGAUACAUUGCCAUCACAACAGAAACGAGAGAUUACAAUACUAUUGUUGGGACAGUCUGGUGUGGGAAAGUCCACAUUUAUAAAUGCCCUGGUCAAUUAUUUAUCAUUUGAAAAUAUGGAUGAGGCGAAUGGACAACCAAUAUGUUUAAUACCCGUAAGCUUUACGAUAGCGGAUCCAAUGACAGUUAGACCAGUGAGCGUAACACUGGGUGACCAGGAUUUCGAUGAAAAUACUGCUGACCCGACUAAAUCGGCCACAAAAAUACCGAAAUGCUAUAAAUUUCAAAACGAUAAUAUUGUGCUCAAUAUAAUCGAUACGCCGGGAGUUGCGGACACGGCUGGUGUGGAUAAGGAUCAGACACAUAUGCAAAAUAUAUUGGAUUUUAUUAGCAAUUAUCGGGAAAUAAACGCCUUUUGUGUGCUUUUAAAGCCAAACGAUGCGAAGGUUGACGUCGUGUUUAAGUAUUGUAUGUUUCAAUUGUUCACUCAUUUGAAUAAAAGCGCCGCAAAUAAUAUACUUUUUCUGUUCACAAACUCCCGGAGCACUCAUUAUUUGCCCGGAGAUUCCGGUCCGGCUUUGAUCAGCCUUUUGGAUCAAAUAAAGGAAAGACCGCCAAAUGUUGACAUCAUUUAUAACAAGAAGACUACUUAUUGUUUCGAUUCCGAGUCCUUUCGAUAUCUCGUGGCUUCGGUUCCGCCAAAUAAUAUACAGUUUGACUCGAAAUAUAAGUCUAGUUAUGUUGAAAGUUGGGAGAGGUCUGUCGAUGAAUGUAAGCGUUUAUUCAAUUACAUAACACAACUGCCGGCACACCAAGUGAUGGACACCCUAUCACUCAAUAACGCCAAACAAAUCAUACAAUUAUUAGCCAAACCGUUGGCCGACAUCACGAAGAAUAUAUCGGAUAACGUAAUGAAAUGCGAGAAACAUAUAACUAAACUCAAUGAGUAUAAGGGAUCCAUCGAAGAGCUACAGAAAAAGUUAUACAUACCGGUCGUUGACAUCGUAUCCGUACCGUUAGAUCGACCCAAGACUGUGUGCGGCGCUGACCAGUGCUGCAAACGUCAAACAAUUAAAGGGGUUACCGACACCAAAUACACCGAAUGCCAUUCACCAUGUUACCUACAAUUUUACAACUCCAAUAUUAUAGGUAGUAUGAGUUUAAUGAAAUGCAAAGCGUUCAACAAGGACAGUAACAAUGACCUAGCUCCUUAUGAAUCGAAACAAUCGUGGUUGCGUCAAACAUUUUUUGCUCAAAAAGGGUCAGAAAAUUGCCUAAAAUGUGGCCACAGUUACAAAAAGCACUUGACCUUGUUGUACGAGACACAGGCAAAAAUUAGCAAGGUCACCGACCAAGAAGUGGACACUAGGAUUAAGUCACAUGAAUCGGCUGUUGAGAUGAAGGAGCGACAGAUACAACGUCUGGCCCGACGUAUCGUCGAGUUGAACGAAGAAAGCGAUACAAUAGUCUACUCUAUGGCGACGUUUAUCUACUUUCUGGCCAACAAUGCGUUGACACCAAUAAACGACGCGUUCGAAGACUACGUCCAGCACUUCAUAGCAAACGAGCCGUACGCCCGAUCGCCCGGUGCCGACAAAUCUGUCACAAAUGUUAGAUUAUCGCAGGUUUUGGAAAAAUAUGAUCAUGAUAAAGUGUUACUUGAGGCGGCGAUUAAAUCACCUGAAGGUGAUAAGGUCAUUACGCUGGAUGAUAUUCACGAAUGCAUUGAUAAAUUGUGCAAGCUCAAAUAUAUGGGUAAAGUGAUUACUAAUAUGCUCAACGAAUUGAAGCAGAUGAAAGUGACCAUGCACGCAGAUCAGAAUCAGAUGAUUUACACCGCGCCGCCCGGUGCCAAAUUUAACAUGGAUAAAUUAAUUAAUGUUUAA